AUGAAGAUUACCCUUGCUGCAAUCCUGGUUGGCUGUGCGGCGUUUGUCGCCGCCAUCCCCGUCUCUUUGCAGGGCAAGUCUGUGUCCUUGACCAUGGAGCGCAGGGAACCUGCCAACUCUCAACUUCACAAGCGUGCAGGAUAUGAUGGCAAGAUUGUUGACAGCGCCAACUACAUCCUGGUGCUUUUCGAAGACGAUGCCGAUGCAAUUGAUCCAUACCAGGAUGAGGUUGAUGCCGUUCAGGAUCCGGCCGAUGUGCUUGGUUAG
This is a messenger RNA of Penicillium vulpinum, 267 nucleotides long. RefSeq lists its product as uncharacterized. NCBI's taxonomy places the organism in Eukaryota, Fungi, Ascomycota, Eurotiomycetes, Eurotiales, Aspergillaceae. The record is from RefSeq and is a predicted model, not a curated record. The coding region runs from base 1 to 267 and encodes 88 amino acids. The transcript has a single exon.